Mycena citricolor is the source of this 1025-nucleotide messenger RNA. The record is from the annotation of a GenBank genome assembly. NCBI's taxonomy places the organism in Eukaryota, Fungi, Basidiomycota, Agaricomycetes, Agaricales, Mycenaceae.
GUGAGAGAUCCGAAUCAGCGCGAUUAGCCGUUGAUGAAAGUUCCAGAACGACUGAUCCGCAUUACUGCGAAGGACCGAGUUCUUACCUGCGGCCAUCUCAAACCCCAGUACAAACUGUACUGCACAUCGCCCCGGUUUCAACGCGCCCACCCCUCCGAUACGGGCUCAGGAAGCCAUUAGCUGUCGUCGUCGCCGUCUUCGCGGAUAGAUGGAUGGGGGCAGUGACUGACGACGUGUUUCGCCGCCUGUGAUGAUGAUGAGUCGAUGAUAUAAGAUGGGAGAUACGUGCGUGCGACGUUCUUCCUUCAUUCUUUCUUUUUCUCUUCGUCUGAGUUCUUCGACCUCAUCCAGUGGGAGCUAGUCUUCCCCAUUGUUCCGGAAUCAACUGCUCUCACUCUUUCGCUGCUUCAUUCCCUCCCAUUUACCUUCUUUUCUUCGAACACUUUCUUUCGUGUUUCUCUUUUUCUUUCGAUCGGCAAAGUCACAAUGCAACGCACCCUCUUUCUCUCGUUCGUUCUUGCCGCCGUCCUUAGCGUGUCCGCUGCGCCAGUCCCGCUCCCAGCUCAUCAGGGUAUCUCUGUUUCACCCGUCAUCGCGCGUCAAGAAGACUCGAUCCCGGUGAUCAACAAUGAACGCAGCGAGGAAACCGACUCCCCCGAAGGCCGUGAUGUAUUCGUCCCGCUGGAUUUGUCUCCCUUCGAGGCGCGUGCCGAUCAUCAAGACGGACAGCAAGGGAAUGGGCAACAGCAAGACAAAUCGAGCUCGCAGCAGCACUCGCAAUCGCAACAGAAGGUUGAUCCUGAGAUUGUUCCUGGGCGGCAGCCACUCACGGAGGAAGCCCAUCCGGGCAAGGCUCAUAAUUUCGGGUGUGUCGUGGCCUGAGAGAAAGAUUUUCGGUUUUUGUCGGUUUCGGCUCUUAGGUUGGCUGGGUAUCUGGUGGACCACAUAAAACAAGUUCAUGUAUGAGUGUACAGUAUCCAUAUUCUGUUGAAUCUGAUGAAAGACAAUGGAUCCUGAUGUUCUGC